Molecule: messenger RNA, 6023 nt
Organism: Monodelphis domestica (gray short-tailed opossum)
Lineage: Eukaryota; Metazoa; Chordata; Mammalia; Didelphimorphia; Didelphidae
Source: RefSeq, a predicted model, not a curated record
CCUCACGCCCCCUCAGCCUGCACACCUCCCCCUUGCUCCUUUCUCUCUCUCUCCCUCUCUCUCCCUUUCUCCCCUCCCCCAGCAACCACACACACGCACACACACAAACAGAGAGGGAGGGGGGUGAGAAGGAGAGAGAGGGAGAGCAAGAGAGAGAGAGAGAGGGAGAGAGAGAGAGAGAGAGAGAGAGAGAGAGACUCCCCGGCUCCCUCCCUCCCUCGCACACAGCGACUAGAGACGGACCAAGAGCAACGCGCAGGGAGAGGAGAGACCACCGAGAACAGCCCCGCGCUCUCACACAUACACUCACACUCUGCUCUCUUUCCUCUCCCCCCCACCCCUCCUCCUUUCACCCCCACCACUAACACCAUCUCCUCCUCCUUCUCUCUGCAACAAGAAAAAAAAAAAGCCAUUUACAGGUAUUUUUUUUUUUGGCGGAUCCGCAUAUUUAUUUAUUUCCCCCCCUAACAGUUUGUUUACAAGUAUUAAAGUUGUAAUUGGGAGCUGCCAAGACACAUCUGGAUUUGUGUUUCUUUGUGUUAGGGGGUGAUGUGCAACUAAUUAAAGGCAGACUGGCAGCGUCUGCAAAUCCUAAGGCUCCCCAAAUAAAAAGAGACUGUUGUAACAGUUGGAGGAUAAUGCAAAGGAAGACGCUGCCUGGAAAUUCGCCGUCUGUGGAUAUGUGCCCCAGAGAGGAAUAAAGCAACCUUUCACGUCUCUCUUCCCACCCCCACUCCCGACCCUCGCCCCAUCUUUCCCUUCUAACCCGGCCCCCACCCCAACACCAACCAUCACCCCCUUCCCUCCCCCCCACCUUCCCCCCUUUCCCGCCCAGGUGUCGGACCAGGCGCCCCCCUCUUCCACCCUGCACCCCUUCUUUCCCCCCUGCACCAUGAACACCAAUGUCUGCGUGGAGCCGGGGCCGAGCCCGGAGGCCCCAGGCUUGCCCAAGGAGAGCCACCUGCCCGAGGGCGCCCUCAACAGCCUUGUGGAUUACAACUCGGAGAUGGAGCGCUACCGCUCCUUCGCCACCUCCUUCUACAAGACCAACGGGGGCGCCUUCCCGCAGGCGGCCAAGAUCGCGCGCAUCACCACGCCGAUCUUCCCCAGCAGCGCCGCCGCCGCCGCCGCCGCCGCCCGCAUCGGCAUGUCCCCCUGGAACUGCGACAACGCGGCCACCGCUGCCGCCGCCACCGCCAUGCUCUGGGGCAGCGGAGGCGGAGGAGGAGGAGGAGGAGGCGGAGGAGGAGGAGGAGGGGGGGGCGGCGGCGGCGGCGGCGGCGGGGGGGGCGGCAGGAAAUCCUCCUCCUCCUCCGCCUCCUCCUCCUCCGCCUCCUCCUCCUCCUCCUCCUCCAUCCACCCGGGCAGCGGCGGCGGCGGCAGCAGCAGCAGCAGGACCAGCAUGCACCAUCGAAACGACUCCCAGAGGCUGGGCAAAGCUGGCUGCCCGCCAGAGCCGUCGUUGCAAAUGGCAAAUACUAAUUUCCUCUCCACCUUAUCCCCUGAACACUGCAGACCUUUGGCGGGGGAAUGCAUGAACAAGCUCAAAUGCGGCGCUGCUGAAGCAGAGAUAAUGAAUCUCCCUGAACGCGUGGGGACUUUUUCCGCUAUCCCGGCUUUAGGGGGCAUCUCAUUACCUCCAGGGGUCAUCGUCAUGACAGCCCUUCACUCCCCCGCAGCAGCCUCAGCAGCCGUCACAGACAGUGCGUUUCAAAUUGCCAAUCUGGCAGACUGCCCGCAGAAUCACUCCUCCUCCUCCUCCUCCUCCUCUGGAGGAGCUGGCGGAGCCAACCCGGCCAAGAAGAAGAGGAAAAGGUGUGGGGUCUGCGUGCCCUGCAAGAGGCUUAUCAACUGUGGAGUCUGCAGCAGUUGCAGGAAUCGCAAAACGGGACACCAGAUCUGCAAAUUUAGGAAAUGUGAAGAGCUAAAGAAAAAACCUGGCACUUCACUAGAGAAACCGCCUUUGCUGCAUGUGAACAAUGUGAAUGGAGUUCAGAACCCUUACACUUGCACCACAACCAGCACUUUACAAAGUUGCUGGAAUACGUACGAAACAUUUAGGAAUCUUCCUCUAAGAACACCUGUUCCCAGCGCUGAAGCAUUCCGAUGGUUCUUUUAAAGGUGUAGUGUAUCUUAUUUUCAAGGCAGUCGGAAGUGAAUGGCAAACUAAAGUCUUGUUUUAAGAAACUGAUUAGUCCACCACUGAAGAAAAUACUCAGAUACUAUUUUCAUUUUAUGUAUAGGGGUUUCCUCAAAAAAACACCCACAAAUAUGAAAAAAAAUCUGGGAGCUUGGGGAAUUGGCCAGUCAGUACACUGAUUCUUUCUUUCUUUGAUGUAACUUAGCUAUACUAGUGAAGUUGUUGUCUAUUUUUAAAGUGGCUGUAAAAAAAAAAAAGAAUAAUAAGUUUGGGUAAACCCCUGCUGUAAAAUCAUGUAUCUUUGCAAAGUACAUAUCUAUACUUCAUUUUCCAAAUAUAUGUGUUUCAGUACUGUAAACUGUACAGAUAGCAGCUUGUAUUUUGUGUGUUUAGACACAAGGAGACAAUCACGUCUGAGCAUCUAUGGAGAUUAACAGUUUGUACACAACAGUGUGGUUCUGCGAGUCAAAUCUGGAGCAAUAAAUUCUAGCUUUAAAUAUAUUUUUUCUUUUUGCCAGUUGUUCAGUGGCAGCGGGAGCAGCAACACUGUUUGGCCACACAUCCUCCUGUAGAGACUUGAGGCCAAGAUUUACAAGAUUAAGCGAUUAUGAUGCAUCUAGCAAUUACCUUCAGUUGUAUUGUUGAAAAGGGGAAGACAUUAUAAAAUUUUAAAUUAAUCUUUUGAGCACUAUAUUAGAGUAGUGGUUAUGCACUUACCUUGCUUCCAAAAGAGCUGUAUGGAAGAGGAUACCUCCAAAGUAUUUAGUGGAGUUGACUUGCCUUUGACUGCACUGGAAGGUGGAGCACUCAGAGUAGUAGGACAUGCAGUUAUAUAUUUUAAAAAAGUGUUUUCUAGGAAACAGACUGAAUAAAGUACCAUAUCUUAGGAAAAGAAUCCAUGGCUGACUAUAUUUGCCUCAUUGCCUGCCCACCAUGGGCUACAAAGUAGGCUUUUUAAUAGUAAAAGGAAAACUUUAUAAAAUAUUUUAAUUCCAUAUAUGAUAUUCAGUGGUUAGAUUUGUUUUUGAAUUUGGGUAAGUGGAGGCCUUUUUCAGUCAUACAAAGCUAAGUACAUUCAUAUCAACUAACAAAGAAUUGAACGUAGAUGUACAAAUGUGGCUUUUUAUCCUUUUAUAUCCUCUUCUCUCCAUUGAGCCUACCUGGUGGUACCAGUGGUCUUCUAACGUAGUCCCCCAAUGGAAAACCCCAUUAUAUCCACUGCCAUCCAUUGAUUCCUAAGAAGACAUUGCCACACUACAUGGAAUAAGAAAAAUUCAAUCUGGAAUGGAAAUACAGAGAAUCUGCACCUCAUAGAACUGAUGUUAUCAUUUAUUUGUGGUUUAUCGUUUUAACAAUUAUGGAUGUAGAAACCAUUUCAUCAACACAAAAAGUGUUUGGAGUGAUAGCUAUGUAUUAAGUUAGUUUGUACCACAGUGACCCACAUAAUUUGGGGGAGGGGGAGGGACGGGGACAAAUCAGGUAAACUAUACAAAGUGUUCAAGUUGUCGUGUAGUUUCCACCCUUUCCUCUUUCAUCACUGGGUUAUCUCAAUCCACAGACUUUCUCUUUCUCUCUUCUAAUUCCCUUUCCCUCCCAUCCCAUUCAUCUGCUGAAAAAGUAUUAGAUGGAAGCAGAAAGGUUUAUUUGCCAAUGACAUCUUGGAGACAGUAAGAAUGACUGAGUGAGUGGUGGAAGGAACUAGGGAACAUUAGAAUAGCAAAUGGGUUUUAUAGGACUUAGUUGUAGGUUUAAAUUGGGAAGGGCCAGGAAAGCAUAGGAGGCACUGUGUGAUCAGUGGACAAAUUUUAACACUUUCAUGAAUUGAGAGAACUUACAAAUGAUGAUUGGAAAGCCAGCAAGGUUUGCCUUAGCUUUCAAAAAAUCUGACAUCAAAUGCCUGCAAGUCUUGGGAGGUAAUAUCCUUUCUGAAGUAAACCACUUGAGUGUUUGACUUGUAAAUGUUUUAGAAAAAGUAAAAUAAAGUUACCAUAAAGAUAAAAUGUUUUCUAUUCAUUAAUUUGGUUACUUUCUAUAUGAUGCAUUUUAGACUUAUUUUUUUAAAAAGACUUCUGUUUCCCCUAGGGGACCAACGAGAGCUCUCUGUGUAAGUUCUUGUCCAAAUUUCUGUACAGUCAAAAUAGAGCACAGCCUGAUUUGCAUAGCUAUUUGAUGCAUUUGCUUUACAUCUUUUUAAUUUUUUUUAAUUGGGAUUGUCAUUACAGAAGUAAAACAAAAUUCAGUUCAGGCUACAUUAUGAGUCUAAUGCCAUUCAAAGAAAUCAGUAGCAAUGUAUUUGCUAUCUCAAAUGCCCUAAUAUUGUAUGUCUUUUUGUGUUUUUUAAAUUUGCUUUUAAAAGAAAAGAUGGAUUUGCAUAUUGUAAAUGUGAUGUUUUACAUGUCAUUUAAAAAUUAAGAGAAAUCUUCUAAUUUUUAAAACAGAGAAGGGUAGAUUCUCUUUGAUUCUUGCAUACAUUUUAUUAAUAGUUGUUUCUUGAUGUCAUAUAAUUUUUAUGUUUUGACAAAAUAAAACUCUGUUGUAGUGGGUGUAGAGCAUUCUGGUUGGUAAUACUUAAAGAAAGACAGUCCUUUCCUGAUUUGUAUUUUCCUCAUCACAAGUAAAGUAUUUGUAUAUUAGGAACACUGUAUAUUAAGUUUAUACCUAUACUUUGAUUUCUAAUGAUUUCAGAAUAGUGACGAAAUGUGGAAGAUUUCAUCAUUAAUAUUAUUUCUUUUUUUCCAUUUUAAGCACCAAGAAAAUGCAGAAUGCAAUUUUGAAGUCUUUGGGUGUGUACAUUAAAGAUAACCUUUAAAAGAAAAGUACACAAAAAAACUAAUUGUGUGGGAAAGUUUCAAAAGAGGUAUAGUCCUAGAGAAUGAUAUGUUCUCCCCUAAGCCCAGUGGAGUGAGAAACUCCCCAUUAACAUACCCAAGUAGGGAAAAGCAGAGUGGGAGACUGGUAGUGAAGAAAGGGUACCUGUUUCUACUUCAAUAGGAUUAUCCAGCAACUUUGUGAAUGGAUGGAGCCCUCAAAUCAUAUUUCUGUUUUCCCCUGAGCUGCCUGGGUAUGUGAAAGAUGUGGCACUAUCAACAGGAUUCUUCCCCCUUGUUCUAAGGGUUUCCAAAGAUUCCUUCUUGACCUGUGUGAUAGCAUAACCCUGACACCUACUUUUUUCCUUUAACUUAUUCUAAGAUGGAGAAGAGAGCUUACUGUGAAUUAGUAUUAAACACUCCCUUAAAGAAAAGAACAGUCCCUUUUAUCAGAACCCCUGGCAUGUAAGUCAUACAAUUAAUACUAAAGCAUAUAAAGUCUUUAUGCUGACAAUAUCUGUAAUCAAAUAAUGAAAAAAGAGAGUUGUUAAGUGAACACACCAUCCAGGGUCGAAGGCAUUCAGCAAAAAGCUGUAGUGGGUCUUUGAUCAUAGUUAGAUGCAUAGUGAUAUCAAACAGUUGGUUCUCAUGUAACAGCUAAAUGUUUCAGAUUUUGUUUUUUAUUAAAUUUGGCAGUUUCACACUGAGAUCUGUAUUCCUAGUGAAUAAAAGACAGCUACUACGUUAGGAAGGGUUCCAUUUUCACAACUGCAGGGAAGUUGGAGAUUUUUCAGAAAUGUGGGCCACAAAAAAUGUACUCCUUUCACAGUGUUCUCCUAUUUCUGAACUGUGCAGUUAUCUAUUAAAUUUUCUAAUAGAUAUUUGUGUAAGGUGUAUGUAUGCUUGUGCAAUUAUGAAAAACAGUUUUGGAAAACCGUGUAUUUAUUUUAAAGAAAAUCACUUAUGGGGCAUGUACAAAACUGUAAAAAAAGAAAAAAACACAUUCAAUUUGCCCAGUAAAGUUGUUUUUUUGUGAAAUUUCUGUGUUGUUGAAUAAAGGACUUUAGUAUUCAAAA